This is a messenger RNA of Drosophila bipectinata, 1654 nucleotides long. RefSeq names its product Nicotinamide amidase (gene Naam). The record is from RefSeq and is a predicted model, not a curated record. Lineage: Eukaryota; Metazoa; Arthropoda; Insecta; Diptera; Drosophilidae. Gene Ontology annotation, molecular function: calcium ion binding.
CAGCAUUCACAGCUGUCGGACGCGGUUUUUUUCCCUCCAAUCGGCAAAGUGCGAGAAACUCAGUUUAUUGCUUAUUACCUGUUGUGUAUAAUAUAUCAAUCAAUCGACUACCUCAACGACUUCAGCAGACCACUAAAAGUGCCUAUACUUAACUUAUUUUAGAGCCGUUGUAAAUUAUAAAACAUUCCAAUAUUUGGCGUGAUUACCAGAACUGGCUGCGGGAGCUUCAUUAAGUGAGAGUUGGUUGUUGGCUGUUGGAUUUGUUGGCUUUGUUUGAACGUUGGCAACAUCGUCUCCGUUAUGGAUUCACCUACACCGCCAAUUGUCAUCGAAGAUUCAAACGGUUCAGCAAUGGACGCCUGCUUCACGGCAUUCGACAAAGAUGGCGAUGACCGCCUCAAUCUGUCUGAGUUUUCGAUAAUAUGUCGGGCCCUGUUCCGGAAUGACAAGGGACAUAUCUACGACGUGCCGCCGGAACGCCUAGAGCAGAUAUUCGCCGUUUUCGAUACGAAUGGCGAUGGCUUCAUAGACCGGGAGGAGUUUAAAUUCUGCUGGAAUCAAUGGAUAAAAACGAUUGUGCGACCGGUGAACGCGUUCCUCAUUGUUGAUGUACAAAAUGAUUUUAUAAGUGGUUCCUUGGAUAUAAGUAAUUGCAGUGCACAGCAGCAAGGACACGAGAUACUGGAGCCUAUCAACAAGCUGCUGGAUACUGUGGACUUUGAUGCCGUCUUUUAUUCAUUGGACUGGCAUCCCAGCGAUCAUGUUUCAUUUAUUGAUAAUGUCAAAAUGCGUCCCAUGGACGAGUCCUCGGCGUUGGAUUCGGAUUCCGCCCAAGUCUUCGACACGGUUAUCUUUGCCGGUCCGCCGCCGAUGAAGCAGCGUCUAUGGCCCCGCCAUUGCGUCCAGGAUUCCUGGGGUGCUGAGCUGCACAAGGACCUCAAGGUGGUGGAUCACGGCAUCAAGGUGUACAAGGGAACCAAUCCGGAGGUAGACUCGUAUUCGGUGUUUUGGGACAACAAGAAGUUGUCGGAUACCACACUGAAUGCUCAGCUGAAGAUGAAGGGCGCCACGGACAUUUACGUGUGCGGUCUGGCCUAUGAUGUGUGUGUGGGUGCCACGGCUGUGGAUGCGCUGUCCGCCGGAUAUCGGACCAUACUCAUUGACGACUGCUGCCGAGGUACGGAUUUCCAUGACAUUGAGCACACAAAGGAGAAGGUAGUUACCAGUGACGGAGUCAUAGUUCAUACCGCAGAUGUCAAGGCCAUGGCCGAAGGUCGAGAUCGCCGUCCCGAGUUGGGCUACAAACUGGCCAUGGAGCUGAAGAGUCCCGACUCGGUUCUUUCGCAACGCAACGGCUUCAGACCCACAUAUUAAAUUCCACGGAGUACUUAAAAACAACAUCACGCUAGGCUUAUUUUCAUGGUGAAAAAAGACAAACGGCUUUCAUAUAGCUUAUGUUUAGAGCGAUUCAAUUAAUCUAGUUUAGAGCGAACACCUGUGAAGUGCCUUGUAGUUGGGCCAGCUUUUGCUAAAAACAUUCUAGAAUUGGUAAACUCUUUUUUAAGCCUGUUAUCCAUGUGGAUUUUACAUGACAUUAAAGUACUUAAAAACUCGAAACCCUAAACUUAAAGUGCAACACUCUUGCCCCAUACAA